CUCCAUAUUCGCAUCGUCAAUAAUUGAACCCAUCAAGCCAUAACGCUUGCCGAUAAUUCCAGGCGACUAGGACUAAAUCGCCUACUCUAGUCGCUAACUUCCCUUUGCUUUCAUAGCUAGGUAUUAUUUUGGACAAUGUCAGACUACGGAGAUCAUGACGGCGACGAUGCUGGCUUCGAUUAUGAGGCCGGUGAGGCCGAGUUCGAUGACCACGAGCCAGAAGACUUCCUCGAACCUGAGGAUGCUGAAGCUGAAGGAUACGAGGGCGUCGCAGGGGCUGAAGACGCCUAUGGCCAUGCCGUCAAUGGAGAACGCACCAUAAUAUCGGGCGACCCCAAUGCAGGUGGCGGUCAGGGUGUCGUCGAACAGCAUCGGGAGAAAAAAGUCCCCAACGAUCAACGCACCACCACGCCGUACAUGACCAAGUAUGAACGAGCUCGUGUUCUAGGCACUAGGGCUCUUCAAAUCAGUAUGAAUGCUCCCGUGUUGGUUGACCUUGAAGGCGAAACCGAUCCGCUGCAGAUUGCCAUCAAGGAGCUUAACCAGAAGAAGGUCCCUUUGAUCAUUAGGAGAUACCUUCCCGACGGAUACUACGAGGACUGGACUUGCGAGGAGCUUCUCUAAUUGAAGCGCCAUUGACUUUGUGUGCUUUGAUGUGUAAUUUUUUCCUUCUUUCGCAUAGCGGCUGGUGUUUGGCGGGAUUCUAAGAUAAAAUAACAUUUCAAUAGGCUAUGCUUUAUCUAGCACACUAUUUUCAGGCUAGACUGGCUAUGCAAAGUGAUUGCCAUCCUUUUUUUUGAUGUUGUGACAUGUUUCUUUUCAUUGCGUCUACCAACGUUGACAUUCUGACCGUACAUCACACUAGAAAACAGAGGUUCCUGGUCAUUACAGAUACAAACACGUGACUCGGGCUUGUAUAUAAUAUAUAAUAAUAACUAUGUAUUAUCGGCACUUCGCUCAGCCGAGGUGGAUAAAUCGGCACGCGGAGUGGGCCACCAUGCUCUGCUGUUCCGUCUAGUCCAAUCAGCGGCUGCGCUAUCCCC
Talaromyces proteolyticus is the source of this 1043-nucleotide messenger RNA. Its product is annotated as DNA-directed RNA polymerase I, II, and III subunit Rpb6. The transcript is spliced from 4 exons. The coding region runs from base 136 to 624 and encodes 162 amino acids. NCBI's taxonomy places the organism in Eukaryota, Fungi, Ascomycota, Eurotiomycetes, Eurotiales, Trichocomaceae. Gene Ontology annotation, cellular component: RNA polymerase II, core complex; RNA polymerase III complex; RNA polymerase I complex. The record is from RefSeq and is a predicted model, not a curated record. Gene Ontology annotation, biological process: DNA-templated transcription. Gene Ontology annotation, molecular function: DNA binding; DNA-directed RNA polymerase activity.